UUUCUCCUUCUUAAGUCUUAUCUUUUUCUUUCCGUCCUCCCUCUUUUUAUUCUGAGUUCCUUCGUCUCUUUUAUACCUCUGCAUUCUCUUCCUCUCAAACAAUCAUCAAUCAUGGAUCCGUGCCCGUUCGUGCGGAUUCUUGUAGGCAACUUAGCUUUGAGAUUCAGUGGUUCUUCUAAGUCGUCAUGGGACUGUUACUGUAAAAUCAAGUUGAAAGACUUUCCUGACCAGGGAGCUCAAAUCCCUCUGGUCAAGGGGCAAAACCUGGCUGAAGAACCCUAUCUUUCUCCUCUGUCGAACUCUAUUGCCGCUUGUUUUAGUUUCAGCAAGUCUCAGAUCGAAAAUAUCCUUCAGAAUAAUAAAGGCUGCUCGUCGAAAAGCUCCACUUUGAAGAUCGAUGUUUAUUCCGGUGGGAACAGUACGUCGUGUGUGGCGGUGGACAAAUUGUUAGGGCGGGUUUUCGUGCCUCUGGAUCUACGUGGAGCCGAGUCUAAGCCUUCCAUCGUCCACAACGGCUGGGUGGCUAUCGGAGGGAACAAGAAAGCGUCGUCCCCGGAAUUGUAUCUUACUGUUAAAACUGAACCCGACCCGAGAUUUGUUUUUCAGUUCGACGGCGAGCCGGAGUGCAGUCCACAGGUUUUUCAGGUUCAAGGAAGCGUUAAACAGGCUGUCUUCACUUGCAAGUUCGGGUUCAGAAACUCCGGCGGCGACAGACCCAGAUUAUCCAUGAAAGAAGGCGAGAAGGAUCAAUCUUCCAAAGAGAGAAAGGGUUGGUCGAUUACAAUCCACGACCUUUCAGGUUCCCCAGUUGCAAUGGCGUCAAUGGUGACACCGUUCGUCCCGUCUCCCGGGUCGGACCGGGUCAGCCGUUCCAACCCGGGCGCCUGGCUCAUCCUCCGCCCUGGAAACUGCACAUGGAAGCCCUGGGGCCGUCUCGAGGCCUGGCGGGAAACAGGAUUCUCCGACGCUGUCGGAUACAAGUUUGAUCUUUUUCAAGACGCCCCCACCACCACCACCUCUGUCACCUCAACCCUCGCCAACUCCCUUCUCAGUAGCACAAAAGGCGGCAAGUUUAUAAUCGACACGACUACCAACCUAUGCGCAACCCCAGAUACAAGCCCAAAUAGCAGUGUCGAUUUCGGAUCAGGGUCACGUUGCGGAUCCGGUUCAGGAUCCGAUUUCUCGUUCUAUUUGUUUCCUAUGUACAGAGGUUUCGUGAUGUCUUCGACGGUGGGCAAGGUUAGUAAACCGGAACUGGAGGUGGGGGUGCAGCACGUGACAUGCACGGAGGACGCUGCCGCAUUCGUGGCACUGGCGGCGGCGGUGGAUCUGAGCAUGGAUGCAUGUAGGCCGUUUUCUCAGAAACUAAGGAAGGAGUUGAGACGGCAAAGUCAUCAGAGUGUCGUUUAGUGCGGAAAUGGUUUGUCGUUUUGUGUAGGGAAGUUAGUGCGUAGUUAGUUGGGCGUUGGAUUAUUUUCGUAGACAAGGAGUAUUGUUUUUAACCAACAGGGACUGAUAGCAGUUUUUGAGCUGGAUGUUUUUGCGAUUGGAUUAUUAAUUUUGUACAGAGAGGAAUUAUAAAACAGGCUAGCAUUAUUUUUUUAUAAAAAAAUGGUUAUUUUUUCAUAA
Molecule: messenger RNA, 1629 nt
Organism: Mangifera indica (mango)
Lineage: Eukaryota; Viridiplantae; Streptophyta; Magnoliopsida; Sapindales; Anacardiaceae
Exons: 2
Coding region: 112-1410 (432 amino acids)
Source: RefSeq, a predicted model, not a curated record